Molecule: messenger RNA, 660 nt
Organism: Dovyalis caffra
Lineage: Eukaryota; Viridiplantae; Streptophyta; Magnoliopsida; Malpighiales; Salicaceae
Source: the annotation of a GenBank genome assembly
AUGGGAGGCAGUAAGGCACAUAUUCGAACAUGGGAGUUCAAUGCCUCUCGCGUGGUUCGUUUACUUUAUUCAACUGAUCAUGAAGCUACGGAUCAUAAAGUCAUUUCAAUGCCUGGCAUGUGCAAGACAUUAGUAAAGAUGACAAAGACCCGCCUUGACGCCUUAAAGAAGAAGAAGAACAGUGUGAUAAAGUUCUUAAAGAAUGAUAUGGCUGAUCUCAUUAGAACUGAUCUUGCUUACAAUGCUUUCUGCAGGGCAGAAGGGCUUCUGGUUGAGCAAAACAUGACAACCUGUUACAAUUUCAUUGAGCAGUUCUGUGGUUGUGUCUCAAGCAAUCUGUCACUCAUGAACAAAAAGAAGGAUUGCCCCGAGGAAUGCAACGAGGCUGUGCAAUCUCUAAUAUAUGCUGCAGCAAGAUUUUCUGAAUUCCCAGAAUUACGAGAUCUUCGUUCUGCAUUUAUUGAUAGAUAUGGACCUCCUCUUGAAUCAUUCGUUAAUAAAGAGUUUGUUGAGAUGUUGAAGCCAAAGUCUACCACAAAGGAGAUGAAGCUUCAAUUGAUGCACGACAUAGCACAAGAGUUCUCCAUUGAAUGGAAUUCAAAGUCUUUGGAACAGAAACUCUUUAAACCACCGCCUCAACAAGUAAGCUUCCUUUACUAA